Molecule: messenger RNA, 625 nt
Organism: Capsicum annuum
Lineage: Eukaryota; Viridiplantae; Streptophyta; Magnoliopsida; Solanales; Solanaceae
Product: receptor-like protein kinase
Biological process (GO): protein phosphorylation
Molecular function (GO): protein kinase activity; ATP binding; protein binding
Source: RefSeq, a predicted model, not a curated record
UUGUCCUGUUAGAACUUAUAACUCGAAAGAAGGCCUUGGAUCCUUCAUUGUAUGGGGAUACAGAUAUUGUCAGUUGGGUUAGGUCUAUUUGGACAGAAAUUGAAGAAAUUGAGGAGAUUGUGGAUCCAAGCCUUUUGGACGAAUUCAUGGACUCAAGUGUCAUGGAACAAGUAAUUGAAGUGCUUUCACUAGCUCUUAGAUGUACAGAGAAGGAUGUAAGCAGAAGACCCUCUAUGAAAGAGGUGGUCAAGCUAUUAACAAGGUCCAGUUCGAGUAUAAGAAUCAAAUACUAGCUAUCAUGGGCAUGUAGUAUCUACUGUAUCAUGCUAUUCCAUGUAAACUUCUGAUGUGUUCUAGAUACAACAAUAUUCUUCUGAUAAGUGCAGUCCUAACUUUCAGCUUGCUCAUCCAUGUUACAAAAUGCUGCCUGUAGGUUCAGUAUCUUUUUAUUUCUAGAGGAUAGAUAGAAAUCUAUUUACUCGUGCAGUUUAGGAAGAGAAGGUGUAUCCCUUGUAGCUGUAAAUCUUUUUUUUCCAUCACAUGUACACGGAUGAAAACUAAAGAUAACUUAAUGAUGUUCAUCUUAGUUAAUCAUAUUGUCAGCAAAAAGCAAUUUCUUUUGCAA